Molecule: messenger RNA, 285 nt
Organism: Puccinia triticina
Lineage: Eukaryota; Fungi; Basidiomycota; Pucciniomycetes; Pucciniales; Pucciniaceae
Exons: 2
Coding region: 1-285 (94 amino acids)
Source: RefSeq, a predicted model, not a curated record
AUGGCAACAAUUCCAUUCCCUGCGAGGUUCUUCGCCAUCUUCAACUCUUAUCGUGGCCCCGCCUCCUUAUUAGGCAACCUGUGGCGACUCAUCAAAAGCCCGGCUAAGGCCACCCAAAUUCUGCGAGGCCUGCUGCAAGGGCUAAUGACCAGACACCUGUUCAGGAGAGCCCGGAAGCGCGGUUUGAACUGGCUUGAGCUCCACACCCACUUCCAUUGGCUGCUCAUCGACCACUCCGACCCGAGAUCUCUGCACACGCCAAUCUUCCUUGCGUGGCCCUUGUGA